AUGUAUUUUUUAGUGAGGAGCGCCGGGCGCAGAGGCGCGUUCCGGCGGACAGCCAGGUUUCAGUCAACGGCCACGAAAGUGGUCAACACACGGACGCUUGUGCUGCGCAUUCCUGAGUAUGAGCCCGGGGACGAGCCUCUGCCGGGGGCACCAGACGAGCCGGCCGCCGGUGGCGUGGACAGCGGCCCGGGCCAGGAGACGUGGGACACGGUGGACUGGUUUCUGGGCGACAGCCACGCUGUCGAGCCGGUGCCGGUCGUCUACGACUCCAAGGCGGUGCUUCCCAGCAGCAAGCAGGACCAGCUUAUGGCGAAACUGGCGGGCAAGUACGACGCUCAGUACCUGCCGCGCAACCAUUUCGCGCCGGGCACGCCGCUGCAGCAGCUGGAGUCGCUCAGCGCGGGCAAACCGGGCCAGAUCCGGCUGUCAGUGACGAAAAUACUCACUGGAGCGUACUGCGAGCUACAGAAAAUGUACCAGCUGUACAUGGGCGUGACGGAGGUGCCGCAGACGCGGGAGAUGCUGCGCGGGUCGCAGGAGCACGAGCAGAUCGAGCUAAAGACGCAUCCGGUGGCGGAAGUGCGCGUGGACAACAAGACUGUCAGGGUCGACCAGACAGUGCGGCUGAAACCGUCUGUCGCGGCGGACGUGCCCGUGACGGCGCCGUUGCCGGACGAGCUGGCGCAGAUAUACAGACUCUUUGUGGACGAGAGUUUUGAGAAGUCGGUCGCGCACCAGUGGUCGCGCAACGUGUCGCGGCUCGCGCAACUGGUGGCGUUCGGCUCUGCGCGCGAGAUCCUCGUCCACGCCUACUACGGCCAGCGGCGACAGCAGCUUUACGUGGGGGGCGAACCAGAAGUGGGGGUACAAGAUGACGUGCGUCCGGAUCUGGUGCUCAUCAGCGGGGUGAUCGACCUGCUCUCUUUGGCAGGCGACGAAACGGCAUUUUCGCUGUACCAGCGCGAGCUCGAGGCGCAGCUGGACAACCCGCUGGACCUCGCGCAGCUCGUUGCCGGCGUCAGCGCCACGGCGGCCUCGUGGUCGGACCUGCUCGAGCUGCACGUUGCCGACCUGAAAACCAGGUCCUACAGAAAACUGCCCCCGCCCGCCACGCAGCAGCUCAACUUUGUCCAGGUGGCCAUGUACGCGCGGUUUCUGGAGGUGCUGGCGCAGGACCCGGCAGAAACAUACCGGAUGCUGCUGCUGAAUUUACGCAAACGCAACAUCGACCCAGCCACGGUGCUGGACCCCUCGUUGGUGGUAUAUUUGCUGCUAAACAACAACUAUCUAAUUGCCGACCUGCAUCGGCUGCAACAGGGCCAGGACAUCGGGUUUGCGCCGUUUGACGCUGCGGUCGCGAACAGACCGGCGGAAAACUACACCUUGGGCUGUUUGGAGCCGGUGUUCCGCAGCAAUACUGCCGAUCCACGCCUGAAAACGCUGCAGGAAAGUGUGCCUUCGCAGCUGGCGCUCGAACAGUGGACGCGCGUGCCCACGUUCGAGCUGCUGGCCGCGCGGACAGCGCAGCUGCUCGGCACGCUGCGCCAGUUCAACAUUGCGCAAACGGCCGUUGACUACUCGCACCAGGGCGACAUCUUUUCCAGCACAGCCAGGCCGUACAAUAGGGAGUUCGCCGACCACUCGAUCGCGACGGGCAUGGACCUCUGGCUCGCCAAAAGAGCACCGCUCGGGCCUGCGUACAAGAGCCUGUGCCAGACCUGCGAGUUUGCCCCGCGCUGCGGCUAUCUCCACGCGCUAUCGUGA
This is a messenger RNA of Ogataea angusta, 1764 nucleotides long. RefSeq lists its product as uncharacterized. The record is from RefSeq and is a predicted model, not a curated record. The transcript has a single exon. NCBI's taxonomy places the organism in Eukaryota, Fungi, Ascomycota, Pichiomycetes, Pichiales, Pichiaceae. The coding region runs from base 1 to 1764 and encodes 587 amino acids. Gene Ontology annotation, biological process: interstrand cross-link repair. Gene Ontology annotation, molecular function: single-stranded DNA 5'-3' DNA exonuclease activity. Gene Ontology annotation, cellular component: nucleus; mitochondrion.